This is a messenger RNA of Phalaenopsis equestris, 4182 nucleotides long. Its product is annotated as condensin complex subunit 1. The transcript has 17 exons. The record is from RefSeq and is a predicted model, not a curated record. Gene Ontology annotation, biological process: meiotic chromosome condensation; mitotic chromosome condensation; mitotic cell cycle. Gene Ontology annotation, molecular function: histone binding. Lineage: Eukaryota; Viridiplantae; Streptophyta; Magnoliopsida; Asparagales; Orchidaceae. Gene Ontology annotation, cellular component: nucleus; condensed chromosome, centromeric region. Bases 89 to 4030 code for a protein of 1313 amino acids.
UUCGCAUUCUUCACAUUCGAAUCGUCUGCUAACGAAACCCUACUUCAUCUUCCUCCCCAAUUCAAUUUCUUCUCUCCAUUCUCCUUCCAUGGCUCCACCUUUUAUCUUCCCAUCAAAUAUUCACGACCUGGAAGAAGAACCCAACGACCACCGCCUUUCGGUCACCUCACCGAUCGAUGUCUCUACUCUCGGUCCCUCCGAGCUCGAUGAGCUUGUUAAAGGCGUAGUUUUUGAUCUCUCCGACAGAGACCUCUUCUGUAUCGAGGAUCAGGACGUAUUUGACCGGGUUUACUCUCUCGUGAAGGGAUUCUACUUUCUCUCACCCUCUUCUAAGUACAAUCUCGUCGAGACCAUUCGGUCUAAUCUCGCUGUCCUCCUGCCCAGUGUUGAUUCUCUCGCGAGGGCUCCUCAUUCAUCGCCAUCCAACUCUGGUAUCGACCAGGUUCCAUUAAGCGAGCGCAUUGCUGUCCAUCGGAAUGCUCUGAAGAUAUAUACCUACUUUCUUAUCACUAUAGUGCUUGCUCAGGAAUCUAAACAGGAUACCAACACGAAGGGUGCUGGGCAAGCUUUGAAGAAGAACUUGUGGAAUUCUGAGGCAAUUAGGGGUCGGAUAGUUAAUCUGAUAGCCAAUUCUUUGGAGAUUAACCUGUCGCUUCUAUUUGGAUCCGGCGGCACCGAUGGGAGCUAUCUCUCAUUCAUUUCUAAGUUUGCUUUCAGUGUUUACGAGAACCAGGCUUUGUUGAAGGAUGUAAGCACAAAAGAUGGACUUGGCCGCAUCAUAGGUUGCAUUGCGACUAAGCACCAGAGGACUGCUGAAUCAUGUGCCUCAAUCCUCCACUUGAUUUACAAAUUUGACUUCACUGUUCUCCAUCUUGUAGACGCUGUUGCUACUGCAGAGAAAAGGUACGAUGAUGGAAGCCUUGCGGUCGCCUUAAUCAGGGAAUUUGGUCUGACUGAUCCGAAGGACUAUGCGAGGGAUGGGAUCGGAGCAGAAAAUGUGGGGAGAUUCAUUGUCGAGCUUGCCGAUCGAAUGCCAAGGUUGAUGUCCACAAAUGUGGGGUUCUUGGUUCCUCAUUUUGGAGGGGAAUCUUACAGGAUACGGAGUGCACUAGUUGGGGUCUUAGGCAAAUUGGUCGCGAAGGCAUUCAAGUAUUUGGAAGGAGACGAGAACUCCAAGGCAUUGCGUCUUCGGGGAAAGCAGGCCAUGUUAGACAUUCUGAUCGAGCGUUGCAAGGAUGUUUCGGCAUACACGAGAAGCCGCGUGCUUCAAGUGUGGGCGGAACUUUGUGAAGAACGUGCAGUUUCAAUAGGAUUAUGGAAUGAGUUGGCAUUGGUGGCUUCAGGAAGGCUGGAGGACAAAACUGCAAUAGUUAGAAAAUCGGCUCUAAAUUUGCUCAUCACAAUGCUUCAGCAUAACCCUUUCGGACCACAGCUCCGUGUUGAAACAUUUAGGGCAACAUUGGAGAAGUACAGAGAGAAAUUGCGUGUUUUGGAACCUGCUAGAGCAGAGGGAGAUGCUUCUGAUAAUGAAAGUGUGAAUGGAGAAAACCCUAGCACGGUUUCUCCUAGCGGUGAUGUGCUAAGUAGAGAAUCAUUAGUACAAUCAGAAGACAGUUCCAGUCAACAUCAAACACAAGAGGAUACUCAUGUUCCAGAUAUUGGAAACCUGGAACAGAUUAAGGCAUUGGUAGCAUCAUUGGAGGCUGGGCUGCAAUUUUCAAAGUGCAUGGCAUCCAUAAUGCCAAUCUUGGUUCAACUUCUUGCUUCUUCUUCCGUGACUGAUGUGGAAAAUGCGAUUCUCUUGCUGAUGCGUUGCAGACAAUUUCAGAUAGAUGGAUCAGAUGAAUGUCUUCGUAAAAUGUUGCCUUUGGUGUUUUCGCAGGAUAAGUCCAUUUAUGAGGCAGUGGAAAAUGCAUUUAUCAGUAUAUACAUAAGAAAAGCCCCUUUAGAGACUGGCCGAAAUUUACUAACUCUCGCAAUCAAUUCCAGCAUAGGAGAUCUUGCAGCAUUAGAAUGUCUAAUUGGUUCUUUGGUGUCCAAAGGGGAAAUAUCUCAAAGCACGAUUUCAGCCUUAUGGGAUUAUUUCAGCUUCAACGUCAGUGGUGUGGACGCAGCUCAGAGCCGUGGAGCUCUGUCAGUUCUCUGCAUGGCAGCAAAAUCUUCUCCAGGCAUUCUGAGCUCUCACUUGCAAGAUAUAAUUGAUAUUGGUUUUGGACGGUGGGCUAAGGUGGAGCCUUUGCUCGCAAGAACCGCAUGCGUUGCUCUUGAAAGAUUGUCAGAGGAAGAUAAGAUAAAGUUAAGGAGCAAUGGAAGCAAAGUUUUUAGUGUCCUACAGAACUUAGUGACGGGAUUUUGGCUUCCGGAAAGCAUUUGGCAUGCUGCGGCCGACAAAGCCAUCAGUACCAUUUUCUCUUUACAUCCAGCACCUGAAAGCUUUGCUGUCGACAUGGCGAAGAAGUCUUUGGCUUCUGUUUUCAGUUUUACGGUGACUGAUGAAAUGCUUUGUCAAGUUGAGAAUUAUGGAAUGAACCCUUGUACUGUUUCAACAUCAAAGCUUGGGAGAUUUCUUUUUGUCAUAAGUCAAAUUGCUCUGAAUCAGUUGGUUUAUAUUGAAUCUUGUGUCAGAGAAGUCCGUAUUGAGAAAUCUAAGAAAGAUAAAGCCAAAUGUGAAUCUGUAAUCACUGGUAGCAUAUCUAAUGUUGCCGCAGAGGGUAUAAAUGCAGAAUUGGGCAUUGCUGCAUCCGACGAUGCGAUAAUCGACUCUUUUUUCGAAAGAGCAGAGAAGGAAAUUAUAGCUAGCAGUUUUUCUGAUAAAAACAUCAUUGGAUAUUUUGCACCUUUUCUCUCAAAAGUUUGUAGAAAUGUUAAUGUGUUGCAAAAGUAUCCUGAACUGCAGGCUUCUGCAAUGCUUGCUUUAUGUCGGUUAAUGAUCAUUGAUGCAGAGUUUUGCGAAGCAAAUCUGCAGCUUUUGUUCACCGUAGUUGAGAAUGCACCUUCUGAAACUGUUCGUUCAAACUGCACAGUAGCUCUUGCAGACCUGACGGUUCGUUUUCCCAACCUUUUGGAGCCAUGGACUGAAAACAUGUAUGCUAGAUUACGAGAUCCUUCGACAUCUGUUAGGAAAAAUGCAGUUCUGGUGUUAUCUCAUCUCAUAUUGAAUGAUAUGAUGAAGGUGAAAGGCUAUAUAGAUGAAAUGGCAGUAAGAAUAGAAGAUAAAGACGAAAGAAUUUCGAACCUUGCCAAACUAUUUUUUCAUGAAUUAUCAAAAAAAGGUAAUAAUCCAAUUUAUAGCUUGCUUCCUGAUAUCCUUGGUAGAUUGUCCAGCCAAAAUCUUGAAGAAGGCGUCUUUUACAAUAUCAUGCAGUUUUUGAUAACCUCGAUCAAGAAGGACAAGCAAAUGGAAGGUCUUGUUGAGAAGCUUUGUAACCGGUUCAGUGGAGUUACUGAUAAUAAGCAGUGGGAGUGCAUUGCUUGUUGCCUUUCACAAUUGACAUUCAGUGAGAGGGGAUUGAAAAAGCUUGUCGAGUCUUUCAAAUCUUAUGAGCAUGCUCUAUCUGAAGAUUCUGUCAUGGAUUACUUCAGGACCAUUAUCAACAAGUGUAAAAAAUUUGCGAAAACUGAGGUGAAAUCAUGCAUUGAGGAGUUUGAAGAGAAGCUAGACAAGAUCCAUGUGGAGAGGAAGGAGCAAGAUGCAACUGCUCGUAAUGCAUUAGCCCAUCAGAAGAAAGUUGGAGGUCCAAUUAGAGUUAAGAAAGAUGAUGGUGAUAAGGCUACAGAUGAAAUUGAUGCUGAAGAUGAAACGAGUGAGGUAAUCAAUCCGUCUGAGUCAGCAGAAAGUGGCCUUACUAGCACAGUAAAAGGACAUGUGGAAAAUGGAUUGGAAAUUCAGUCACCAAAAGCUUCACACAGAGGUGUCUCUAGAUCCAAGAUGAAGGCUGGCAAACAAUCAAGUUUAAGAGAACAUAAGAAUAGUAGUCCCGUACGAAGCAUGCACAGGAUGAACAGAAGGAGAGGAGGGAAGAUACCUUGAAAGAUGCGGCAGCUCCUUGCGCUUGUAAUUAAUCAGAUGGGUAACUCUAAUUCUGCUUCUUGCUGCCGUUUUCAUGCACUUAACAUCAUUUGUUGGUGUUCCUCUUGUGAUCUGAUUUCAUUUGAACCUUUUUUUAUUUCUUGUAAAAUCCC